Messenger RNA from Monodelphis domestica (gray short-tailed opossum), 919 nucleotides. The record is from RefSeq and is a predicted model, not a curated record. NCBI's taxonomy places the organism in Eukaryota, Metazoa, Chordata, Mammalia, Didelphimorphia, Didelphidae.
AUGAAGUACAGCAUGGGAAAUGAAGCAAUGGCCAGCCUGGAUGCCCUCCUCAGUCAAUGGUUUUUGGAGGAGUCCUUCAUCCUCCUGGAUGGGUCAAGCAGAGACUUGUUCUGUUAUUCUGAAUCUAACCUUUCUCUCCACAUAGAGAACCAUGAGGAGGAAAACAAGGAACGACAACGUCUUCCAACUCAGUCCUUAUACAAAGACCUCCACAGGAAAGUAUUCCUUUUCCCAGCAUCAUCGGCUGAUUCCUAUGUGACUCUGAGUCCACUGAAGAACACAGAGCUGCAGAAUUUCACUGUGUGUCUGUGGACCUACACAGAACUGACUCGUGGCUACUCUGUGUUCUCUUAUGCCACUCAAGCUUCUACCAACGAGAUCCUCCUCUUUAGGGAUAGUGUUGGGCAGUACAGUUUGACCGUUGGAUCAGAAGAGGUUACCUUCCAGGUGCAGGAGCCUUCCUUUACCCCAAUAAAUAUCUGUGCCACUUGGGCAUCAGCCUCAGGGGUUGCUGAGAUAUGGGUAGAUGGGAUACCCUUGGUGAGAAAGGUUUUGAAACAAGGAUAUACCUUGAGUGCAAAUGCCAUGAUCAUUCUGGGGCAGGAUCAAGAUUCCUAUGGGGGUGGGUUUGAUAUAAAUCAAUCCUUUCUUGGGGAAAUUGGGAAUGUGUACAUGUGGGAUUAUGUGGUUCCAUUCCAUGAGGGUAAGACCAAUUGUAGUCAAGCCAAUGUCCUAAACUGGAAGAAAAUGAAAUAUGAGAAGAUGGGCCAUGUAAUUAUGGUGCCCCAGCUGAGAGACUGAAUCCCAUUUUCUUCAGAUGAUGUGAUCAAGAUAAAUGAAGAUGAAUGAUGUUGAAUGAUUUUAUACCCUUUGAAUGAUAUUAUACCCUUUGAGAUUAAAAGUACUAUUGCUUUGUUUU